Wallemia ichthyophaga EXF-994 is the source of this 786-nucleotide messenger RNA. RefSeq names its product Protein hob3. NCBI's taxonomy places the organism in Eukaryota, Fungi, Basidiomycota, Wallemiomycetes, Wallemiales, Wallemiaceae. Gene Ontology annotation, cellular component: medial cortex; Rvs161p-Rvs167p complex; mating projection tip. Bases 1 to 786 code for a protein of 261 amino acids. Gene Ontology annotation, molecular function: lipid binding; protein binding. The transcript is spliced from 7 exons. The record is from RefSeq and is a predicted model, not a curated record. Gene Ontology annotation, biological process: endocytosis; plasma membrane tubulation; actin cortical patch localization.
AUGUCGUGGAAUGGAUUUAAAAAGUCUAUGAACAGGGCUGGCACAACAAUGAUGCAGAAGGUUGGCCAAAUAGAGAGAACCAAUGACAGCGAGUGGUCAGAGCUCGAAGCCAGAUUCAAAGUAUACGAGAAAGAGUCUACGGGACUUCAAAAAGAGGCAAAAGGCUACUUGGAUAGCAUGAGAGCAAUGACGGCGGCUCAGGCUAGAAUCGCCGAAACAGUAGAAUCAUUCUACACAGACUCAAACGAGGAGGCUAUGGCUGGGCACGCGUACAAGAGAGCUGUUGAAGACCUCGAUACAAAGACAGGAAGGGAGCUGGAUGCUCCGUACAGAACAACCGUCCUCGAGCCAAUACAGAAGCUGUGUGCAUACUUCCCCAACACGAAUCAAGCUAUUAGCAAGAGACAUAAGAAGCUCCUCGACUACGAUGCAGCCAGAACUAAAGUACGGAAAUUAACAGAGAAGCCUUCAAAUGACGCAAGCGCAUUACCAAGAGCACAACGGGAAAUGGAUAUGUGCGAGAACGCGUACAUAGCCCUGAAUGACGAAUUGAAGGACAUAAUGCCACAGAUGCUCGACCUGAGAAUACCAUACCUCGACCCAUCAUUCGAGGCGAUGGUGAGGUUGCAAUCCAAGUUCAGUCAGGAGGGUUACGAAAAGCUCGGUGGUGUACAGAGGUACUUUACAGACAACGUCAGAGACGAUUACGCAAAUGGAAGUUUGGAUGCGGAGGUGGAGAACAGCCUACAAGAAAUGAAGGAUUUGACUAUCGUUGGAUUGAGCUGA